CUAACCGUUGUCCAAUCGAUUCCCUCGUUAACUCUGAUUAAUUAGCGAUUUGUAGUGAACGUUCUCACGGCUGUUCUUUGAAGUUGGCCGGUGGGUGGAGUCUGACAACUUGCCGACGGCCAAUCAGAAGCGAGAGAUCGGUCAUCAGCACUUGUUUUAUUGUCGCCAAAGUUUACCUGCAGCAAACACCGUCGUGGCUGGAUUAAGACAAGGGCCGGAGAAUCUGGUUGGUCAUACGAAACGGGCGGCAUCGACUGGCUUGGGGUGGAGUUUUGAUGGGUGACUCACGGAUGGGACAGUGUGACGUCACAAGUCAGACGAUCUCAAGGUGAGUUACCCGCCACAACAACGUCUUCGAGACCGAGGAGCUGAUCUCCGCCCAGCACGGAUCGCGCAUGCGCCAACGUAGCCAUUCACACGGCUGAACAUUUAAGCCGCCAUUUCUGCGUCAGAAGAAAUCAAGAUAAACUUUUCCAGCCAGGACUAUAUGACAGUGCAACCUUCCGCCAACUGACAAAUUUUGAGAGGGAAUACAUAAGGCGGUUUACAUACCAUAGACACGGCUAUGAUUAAAACCGGAGUACUAAAACACCUUGAUUUACCAUCAACUUCAAAGAUUGACUGGUAAAACUUGGUGUUUAUCUGUAAAUCGUAAGCUGUCAGAAAAAAAGAAACAAUUUUAGCGCUGUAAGAAUGUGAAUAUUCAGGAGGUAAGCUGAUAAUGACGACCACGUAGGUUACUCUCACUGCCUUUCAGAUAGCCGUGCCGACACCAUCAUAAAUAUCCGGAGUAGUUUGCACCAAGGUGAAGUACCCAAGGGAGCGAGAGAUACACAAUCUCCAACCGGAAAUGGACCUCUCCGUGUCUAAGUCGCCUGCUUCCAAAGCACUGGAGAGCAAAACCUUGAAGCAUUCCAUAGACAGCAUUCUCCAUCCGGCACUGGGGUACCACGAGCUCAAGUACGAUGACUCGCGAUACGAGCAGCCCUCCCGCCACAAGCGACACCUGCCUUCGCAGUUCCAGCUGCAUUCGCAAGACGGAAAGCAGCUGCAGCACGAAGAGCCUGAAGAACAAGACGUGAAGCCACGUCCACAGCUGGUUUCUCCACAGCUCCCUCAGUCGGAGGACAGCAGCACGAGUACGUUAGACGCCGCUAGUGUCGCAGACGGACAAGAUGGUGCUGUACUCGGGCCACCGCCUUGGGGUUCCUCCGCAUCUGAUCUCAGUUCGGAAUCUCUCCUCUGUCCGAAGAGACAUAAUGAGAAUGUGGAUAGUGAUGCUGCAGUGACUGAUGUGAUAGAAUUUACAGCCUCGGACAGCAAAUAUCAGCUUGAUACUGACCAAACUGAUAAGCCCGCUAGCACCAGUAACCCUGUUGCCGAGGUAGCGAGAGGAAUGUCACCAACUAUUGACCUUAUGCAUGGCAUCAGCUCUGGUAUUGUACAGCAAGAAAACAAGACCGUGGAAACAACAGACAACAGCAUCACCACUCAAGAGAUACAUGAACCAGAAAAGGCGACAGCGCCACCUGCCAAAAAAAGACGAUUCCGCACCACGUUCAGCGCAGAACAGCUCAAGAGCUUGGAAGAGGUUUUCAACUUGACUCACUACCCCGACAUCAACACCCGAGACAAACUGUCUCUCAAGACAGGCUUGUCAGAGGAACGUGUGCAGAUCUGGUUCCAGAACCGCCGAGCCAAGUGGAGGAAGUACGAACGUUUAGGAAACUUUGGCGGUUUGCAGGAUUUGCAGGAGGUGGACUACGUCCCGGCACCAAGAACCACACAGAAAGUAACUUCUGACAAGAAAUCUGUCAAGAGGAGGACUGACGGAGCCAGCCCAGACAUUCCGAACUCUUUACCGACGUCGCCCACCCAAGGGGACGCCAUUCCAGCGUUGGCAACUGUACCCGUGGCCUACCCUUUCUACGGACCUUACAUGGGCUUUUCUCCACUGUUCUACUACUCCCACUGCUGUGCAGUCCGGCCAUGGGCCCCAGACUUGUGACCAGUGGGGAGGCAAGCAGCAGGAUGAGCGGCGAUGCCAGGCGCUCCGACAGUGUUACCUCCCUUCGACUGAAGGCGCAAGAACACGCAGCGGCUAUGGAGAUACAGUAUUUGUACAAGUGAUGCUGCAUUGUGAAAACUGCAUGAAGUUUAUUUAUUGAAGAGAGUAUAAAGAACCGUAAGAGAAAACUGAAACUAUGUGUUUCUAUAUUUUAAUAAACAUUUUAAUUAUUGAACAGAUUAAAGAUAUAAAGACAGUUUUUCUGGAACCAUCACGGUGUAGAUCAUAAGUAUUGCUCUGUUAAUGUUUGUUUGUACUUUGUCGAUCUAUCGGGGGAAACAAAUACGAGUAGGAUCUUUAUUAUGUCGUUGUCGAGAAGCAAAACUGGGUUACAAGAUAAUUUUCACAUUUUUACAAGUUCUAAUCUUGUCUUCCUUUGAAUACUAAGAUGCUAGUUAAUUGAUAUGCUUGGCUAAAAGUAAAGGACGAGUGACGGAAAUAUGUAUGAAAUAGGUUGAACCAAACAAUUGAUUAUAUUCAGGCUGCGUGUGUGUAUGUGUGUGUGUGAGAGAGAGACCCUAGAGAAUGUGUGUGAGAGAGAGAGACCAUACAGAAUGUGUGUGUGUGUGAGAGAGACCAUACAGAAUGUAAAGACAUGUCUUGAGUUCCCAUGCCAGCAGUGCAUUAUGAAGAUUUCAUCACAAUAUUUUACAAUGUGCCUUAUUUGUAGGAUUUUUGUACAGCCACUAACUGCAAAUAAACGAAAAGUCUCUGUGCUGCUGUCAUUGAUAAAUCUCAGAGGAAGAGAACUGUCUCAGUGAAUUUGCUCCAGUAAAUAUUCAUAACGUAUUUAUAAUAAAUAUCGAUAAUAAAAAAGCUGUUCGCUGGUUGACUUGUCGAAGGUUAUGCACACACACUUUGCUAUUAUCAAUUCUCUGUGCCUGUUUUACUAACUGUUUGUUCUCCCUUUCUCAUUAUUUGUAAUACCCUUUCUCUGCAUUUCAUCCUUUUGUUAUGAAUCGGUCAGUUAGAUUUAUAAUACAGAUAAAUAUUUACUGACACCGUGCCAUGACUAUGUGUGGUGAUUGUGUACAGGGCCGCCGAGAGCCAGCCCGGGCCCCGGGACAG
Pomacea canaliculata is the source of this 3136-nucleotide messenger RNA. RefSeq names its product paired box protein Pax-6-like. The transcript has 5 exons. The record is from RefSeq and is a predicted model, not a curated record. Bases 851 to 2008 code for a protein of 385 amino acids. Gene Ontology annotation, biological process: regulation of transcription by RNA polymerase II. NCBI's taxonomy places the organism in Eukaryota, Metazoa, Mollusca, Gastropoda, Architaenioglossa, Ampullariidae. Gene Ontology annotation, molecular function: RNA polymerase II transcription regulatory region sequence-specific DNA binding; DNA-binding transcription factor activity, RNA polymerase II-specific.